Molecule: messenger RNA, 2340 nt
Organism: Torulaspora delbrueckii
Lineage: Eukaryota; Fungi; Ascomycota; Saccharomycetes; Saccharomycetales; Saccharomycetaceae
Exons: 1
Coding region: 1-2340 (779 amino acids)
Biological process (GO): macroautophagy
Cellular component (GO): fungal-type vacuole membrane
Source: RefSeq, a predicted model, not a curated record
AUGAAGGUGAAAUCAUGGAGCAUCGUCAUACAAUUGUACUGGGUAUCUUUGUUGAUGGCAUUCACAUCAUCGGCCCAGUCAACCUCAGGUGAAUUCACAUCUGUUGUAGAUAUACUGUCUGAAAGCGCUGAAUUUUCAACCUUUUUACGGCUUCUUCAGAGAAAUGGACACAUACCAUAUUUGAAUGAAUUACAGAAUUUUACUCUACUGGCCCCUGUGAACUCUGCAUUUGCUUCUGAGUUCGAGAAAAAAGCUGAAUUUGAUGUGAAAAAUUAUGUGCUGGACGACUUAGUACUACAAACUUCUCAAAUUAGCAACGGUACCACUAUACUUCGUGAUAGUGUGAAAUUUCCUUUAAGUAUCCAUCAUUAUGGAAAUGGGGAAAUAAGUAUCAAUAAAGCUUUUAUCGUUGAACCCGACCUGACACCCAAUUUUCAGAAUGCAACUGUUCAUGGUAUCUCCACAUUAUUGCCCGAUCCUCCAAAGGUCGGCAAUCUUUUAGAAAAACUCGAGUCUGAUCGUGAAGGUGUUCAUCUUUUCAAUUCAUUGAUAAAGAGCUUUAAGGGCUUCGAGUCACUAGCUAGCAACAGUACAUUACUGAUCCCAUUCGACGUUAAUUUUUACAAAGACUUCAAUCACAUUGAAAUAAACUAUCUUUUAGAUGCUUUCAAUCAUCUGUCAACCGUCGAGAGUUCCAUAGCUCGUGAUUGGAGCAGAGACAGAGAAAGGUUCCUUCAAACUUUACUGUGCCAUAAAAUCAUAGGUGGAUUGGAGGCUGACGACAAAAGUCUCAUUAAUUUAGCCGGUCAACCAAUAAAGUUUCGUAGCUGGAAUUUAGGGUCCUGUAUGUCAGUUAACGAUUCAACACCCUCCGUGUACUCCAACAUGAUUUAUGAUAGAGGAAUUGCACAUGGUUUUACUGAGAUUCCGUUUCUUCAUUCUGCGGUCAGUUUCAACACAGAGAAGUAUUUACACGGUAUGAAUAGCACAGAUUUUGUCAGGGAACUCUUUUUUAGAAAUCUGCAGCAUAUGAUUCGUGAUGAAAGUAUUACAAAGAAGAUGACAAUUUUCAUUCCUGAAACGGCUCUCAACGAGAAGUUUGGGUUCACAAAACCCAGUCUACUCUACCACUUUAUUGAGGAUCAAGUUUGGCUAGAAGAUGAGUUUUUAUCAUCAAAUGACGAACAACCAUCAACAAAAAUGUUCCAAUCUGCAUUUUGCUCGUCGAACAAGCGGCUUGGUGGACAAUGUCAGAGGUUAAAAAUACAAAAAUUGAGAGGAUCAUAUACCAUCAACAGCAAAUACAAGAUAUUGCAUGCCAAGCCAUAUGAAAUUGGCAAGACAUUGAUUUAUACUAUAUCCGAAGACUUGCAAUUGCCAGGUGACUUUUUAUCAGCCUUGAACCCAUUUUAUCAUUGUUCCAGAUCGCUAGUCUUUUUGAGGCAGAGUGGGUUGCUGAAACUUCCUGCUAACACGCAAGGCUAUACUGUACUAUUGCCAUGUUUUGAUUCAUGGGGAUUCUUUGAUUUGAAUUUUGAGUAUCUCCAAAACAACGCAACAGCCGUUAAUCUGAUCAUGAAGAACCUGAUUUUGGAUGGACUACUUUAUAGCGAUGCAAAAAAUGUCACUGUUGAGACACGGAACAUACUUGGCGAAAAAGUUUCGCUUUCAGUGAGCUCAACCGAUGAUGGCGGUGAUGAUGAAACGACUUUUCAGUUGAGCACAGUGGAUGAGGUUAUUCGCGUGAACCACUCUUUAGACUCGUUUUUUGAUCAGGGAGUGAUUCAUCCGUUGCAAAGCGCAUACUUUCCGAGAGCCGUCAACAUCACAAUAAGCGAUCUUCUUGAAACCACCGGAGCGACUGAAUUUAUCAACUUCUUGGAGCACUUUCAGGACCUGUCAUCAAUUAUCAAGGAGAACAAGCCAUACUCGAUCCUUGUCCCGACAGCUUCGUCGCUCAAUAUGGAACCUGUUGGGAUCAAUUCUACAAACCUUCAGGACUUUCUCAAACUGCACAUAGUCACGGGAAAUUACACCAAGAAUCUUCUUCAUUGCGAAGGCCAAGCGAACACCACCUUGGGCGAACCAUUGCUCUGCAGGGAGAGUUCACCAGGCUCGUACCUACUAAGACUGGAAAACGGUGCUGACCAUGAGGUUCGCAUCCUACGAAAAGGUUGUUCGUCUUUUGGCAAUGAGUCCUGCAUUUUCUUGAUUGAUCGACCAAUUUCAUUACUUUGGUUAAGCCAACAGAAGAGUCACUUGCAUCUGCCAGGCAUCGCCGUUGGGGUAGGUGUCAUUGUUGGGGUUUUUUCAGUAGUCGCAAUUUUUUCUGCCUAUUAG